AAAAUAAUAAUAAAGAAGAAUAACAAUUAUCAUCCCCAUUAAACAAAGCUCUAGAGCCUAGGCUUCAACUGCACAAGAAAAACAGUGCAUUGUAUCCAGAAUGUGUUUUCCUCUUUUCUUGAUUAAUAAAUAAAUAAAUAAAUAAAUAAAAUCACUAGUGUAGGGCUUGGUCAAAAAAAUCAAAUCUUUGGGCUAAUUUUUUUUUGAAUUUUUUUCUUAGGCGUGGAAGAAUUUAAACGUGCUUCGUUUUGUCUGGUGUUGAAGAGAUAUACAGUGUUGUGGGUUUCUUUUGUUGUUUGUUUAUUCACAUUACUCUUCCUCUCAUAAACCCUUUUUGGAUUACCCCAAAAAUCUUAGUCUAGAGAGAGAAACAGAGAGAUAGAGAGAGAGAGAGAGAGAGGAGGUGGGUUAUUUUUUUUCUUCGGAAUUCGGACAAGGUUUCGUCUUUUGAGGGAGGUCUGCAAUAAGGGCAUGCUUUGUUCCUUCUUCUCUCCCAUCAUGGAAUUAGUGAAAACAUUAAUUAAAUAUAAUUAAAAGGGCUCUCUUUCCUUUUUUUUUUUCUUCUUUUUUUUUUUUAAUUUAAGGGGUUUUUAUUUUUAUUUUUUUAAAUUCUUGUUCUGGGUUGUUUUGUCCCUUUCCUUUUAGUGUGAAAUGCAGAUGAUUCUUGAAUCUUGAGCAAUAGCAUACAAUUUUUUUUGUAGUAGUUAUAGACUACUGGGGUUUUUCAAGAUAUCCCUUUUCUUGAAUUUGCAAUUGCAGGAAAUUAAAGAAGAAGAAUAAGUGGGUUUUUUUUUUUGAGGAAUUGGAAAAAAAAUACUAGGUAGGUUUUUUUUGUUUGUUGUAAGAGAUGGGUGAGAAGAGACAAGGUUACCACACAGUGUCGGUUAGGGUGAACGAAGAGAUGGCUUCAAAGAGAAGGUAUUCUUACGUACACAGAGACUACCAUCGCCGAAUCCUGGGAUUUUGGAUCGUACUUUUGUUGUUCGGAAGUAAAGAAAUCUACAAUUGUUUGGACGACGUACAGAAAGAGAGACGAAAAGAAGCGCUUGUUAGCAUGUGUGAUCAAAGGGCAAGAAUGCUGCAGGAUCAAUUCAGUGUUAGUGUUAACCAUGUCCACGCCCUCGCCAUUCUCGUAUCGACUUUCCAUUAUUACAAGAACCCGUCUGCGAUCGAUCAGGAAACGUUUGCGGAGUACACAGCGAGAACGUCGUUCGAGAGGCCGUUGUUGAGUGGGGUGGCGUACGCGGAGAGGGUUUUGAAUUCGGAGAGAGAAGAAUUCGAGAGGAAGCACGGCUGGACAAUUCGAACAAUGGAGAAAGACCCUUCGCCCGUUAGAGACGAAUAUGCCCCUGUGAUAUUCUCUCAAGAAACUGUUUCCUACAUUGAGUCGCUCGAUAUGAUGUCGGGGGAGGAGGAUCGAGAGAAUAUUUUGAGGGCUAGGGCAACUGGUAAAGCGGUUUUGACUAGCCCGUUCAGAUUGCUGAACGAUCACCUCGGUGUCGUUUUAACGUUUCCCGUUUAUAAUUCGAAUCUUCCCGCCAACCCUACCGUGAGAGAGCGUAUUGAAGCAACGGUUGGGUAUCUUGGUGGAUCGUUUGACGUGGAAUCCCUUGUGGAGAAUUUACUCGGUCAACUCGCUGGAAACCAGGCGAUUGUGGUCAACGCAUACGACAUUACCAAUUUGUCCGAUCCUUUAAUAGUGUACGGUCAUCAGUCUCAAGACGGUGGUGACAUGUCGCUUAAGCACGUCAGCAGGUUUGACUUUGGAGAUCCGUUUCGUAAACACGAGAUGAUAUGUAGGUACCUUGAGAAUGCUCCUACACCAUGGUUUGCACUCACGACAACGUUCUUCGUUUUUGUGAUCGGAUUUUUACUUGGAUACAUGAUAUACAGUGCAGCAAUCCACAUUGUUAGAGUCGAAGAUGAUUUCCACACGAUGCAGAAACUGAAAGAUAGGGCUGAAGAUGCUGACCUGGCGAAAUCUCGGUUUUUAGCGACGGUUUCUCAUGAAAUAAGAACUCCCAUGAAUGGCAUCUUAGGCAUGCAGCAACUAUUGCUAGACACAGACCUAAGUUCAACGCAAAGAGACUACGCGCAAACGGCACAAGCUUGUGGAGAAGCACUUAUAACUUUGAUAAACGAAGUGCUCGAUCGGGCUAAAAUGGAAGCUGGAAAGCUAGAGCUCGAGGCGGUGCCCUUUGACCUUCGGUCAAUUCUUGAUGAUGUUCUGUCCCUUUUCUCCGAGAAAUCUAUGCAAAAGGGCGUUGAGUUGGCUGCUUUUGUUUCAGAUAAAGUACCGGAAAUUGUAGUGGGGGAUCCCGGAAGAUUCAGACAGGUCAUCACUAAUCUUGUCGGAAACUCGGUAAAAUUCACAGAAAAAGGGCAUAUAUUUGUUCAAGUCCACUUAGCCGAAGAAGCGACUUCCGUCAUGAAUCUCGUGAAAACCGAAAACGGCGAAGAAACGGAGUUCAAUACCUUGAGUGGCAAACAAGUUGCGGACGACGGGACUAGUUGGGAAACCCUAAAACUUCUAGACGACGAAUUUCGCUCCAAUAAUAUAACAACCGAUCAUAACAAUCACCAAAAUAACAGUAAUAACGUCACAUUAAUGGUGAGUGUAGAAGACACGGGAAUCGGUAUCCCGGAAGAUGCCAAAAGCCGGGUUUUCACACCGUUCAUGCAGGCGGAUAGUUCGACUUCAAGAAACUAUGGUGGGACCGGUAUUGGAUUGAGCAUAAGCAAGUUGCUCGUGAAGCUGAUGGGGGGUUUUAUGGACUUUAUUACACGACAGCACAUCGGGAGCACGUUUUUCUUCACCGUGGAAUUUCAGAGGUGCGAGAAAACGGCGGUUGUUUUGGACGUGAAGAAGUCUCUGUCGGAAGUUUUUCAUCCGACGGUGUUUAAAGGGAUGAAAGCAGUUGUGGUGGAUGGUAAACCGGUUAGAGCUUCCGUUACAAGGUAUCAUCUUAAGCGGCUUGGUAUACAAGCUGAAAUUGUCGCUAGCGUGAGGAAUGCCGUCGCUUUGUUUGGUAAAUUCGGCUCCUUCAUUUCCAUAAACGAAAAGCUGCCAGAUAUGUUUCUAAUCGAAAAAGAUUCAUGGCUUUCGGGUGAAGAAGAGUGCUUUAUCCAGUUAUCGAACAACUGUCGACAAAACGGGCACUCGUACAACAAGCUGCCUAAGUUGAUCCUUCUUGCAACAAAUAUCAGCUCUGCUGAGUCAGAUAAAGCCAAAGCGGUUGGCUUUUCCGAUACGGUGAUAAUGAAGCCACUGAGAGCUAGUAUGGUUGCUGCUUGCUUGGAGCAGGUACUGGGAGUCAACCGAAAAAGUCAACCCGUGAAAAAGUCAACCAGUCUUCAUGGUUUGCUAUGUGGCAAGAAGAUAUUGGUCGUCGAUGACAAUGCAGUGAACCGAAGAGUUGCUGCGGGUGCACUGAAGAAGUUUGGUGCUGAUGUACAUUGCGUUGAGAGUGGGCCCGAUGCUCUCAAGUGUCUUCAGAUUCCGCACGAUUUCGACGCGUGUUUUAUGGAUAUUCAGAUGCCUGAAAUGGACGGGUUUGAGGCGACUCAUCUGAUAAGGGAGAUGGAGAGAAAAGCGAACGCACAUGCAAAUGGUGGCGACGAGUGGCAUAUGCCUAUAUUGGCAAUGACCGCUGAUGUCAUACACGCCACCUUGGACAAAUGUCUGAAAUGCGGAAUGGAUGGAUACGUGUCGAAGCCUUUCAAGGAGAAGACUCUUUAUCAGGCUGUAGCUAAGUUCUUCAAAUCUAAGCCCGUCAGUUGAUCUCGAUUUUUAUUUUUUAUUUUUAACUCUGUUUUCUAACCGACUAGAAUAUUCGUGUUUGUAUAUAUAUACAUUGGUAAGACAAGAUUGCAAUAGAUGUAGUUCAUAUUUGAGGUGGUUCGGUGCGAAAUCUUUGAUAAAGAAACUGCAUUCUUUCUUUCGUAUGUAUGUAGUAGUAGUGAUUGUUCAGUUGUAGAGAGAAUUAGUGGAGAAAUUGUUGUUUAUAUGCCAGUGCUUUUAGUU
Messenger RNA from Erythranthe guttata (spotted monkey flower), 4024 nucleotides. It is a transcript of the gene WOL, whose product is annotated as CHASE domain containing histidine kinase protein. The record is from RefSeq and is a predicted model, not a curated record. Gene Ontology annotation, molecular function: phosphorelay sensor kinase activity. Gene Ontology annotation, biological process: phosphorelay signal transduction system; phosphorylation. Lineage: Eukaryota; Viridiplantae; Streptophyta; Magnoliopsida; Lamiales; Phrymaceae. Gene Ontology annotation, cellular component: nucleus.